CGGCUAAACGUCCGGGACACCUGAGGGUUUGGGACCCCCCGUCCCAUCCAGGCUUCGCCCUGGAGGCCAAAAGCCUCGCUGAGGGCUCUGCGGAGGGGGAAUGCUGUGGGAGCUGCUCAUCUCCUCCAGCAACCCCUCUAGCGUUACCUGCACUCACUGUGGAGGAGACGAGCUUCACCACUGUGGAGCUGUGCCAAGAUGGAGAGGACAUCUGCCUGACUGCAAGUGAGGGAUAUAUGGACAAGAUGAGCGGAGAGCUAAACUGUGAAGACGUGGAUAGCAAGGACCAAAGAUUGCCAUUCCAGAUCUUCCCUGACCCCGUUGAGGUUGUCCUGGGCCCAGAGACCACAUUGAACACCCUGGACCACAACCGCGAGAAGGAGCGUCUGCCCUCCAUCGUUGUGGAGCCCACGGAGGUGAGCGAGGUGGAGAGCGGAGAGCUGCGCUGGCCUCCGGAGAACUUGGACAUGGAGGAGGACGAAGAGGACCUGUUCUUGGAGCAGUGCAUCCCUCCUGCUAACAUUGCAGACUGGGGAGAAGAGGAGGAGGAAGAGGAGACGUCUGCUAUACUUAACCAGCAGCAAGGCUUGACACUCAUUGACCUUCAGUCAGAUGCAUUUAGAGAUGACACCCCCACCCUCCCACCUAGCAGUGCUCCGGCCCUCAACUGACUAAACCUCGGAGAACUCAGAUCACCUCAGAAGACCCAGUGAGGAAACAUCCUGAUAUUAAACACCUACAGCAACAGCUAUGACAAAACAUAGCAACCCGGAGUUUCACAGUGAUGCAAAGAGUGAACUGACAGCCAAUGUUGACGAAGAGGAAAACACAAGUAUCAAAAUAUGUUUUAAAUAUCAAACACUGAUAAACAGCUACACGCCGACUGUGACAUUUAUUUACACGUUUCUAUGAAUGCGUACAAGAAGAGCCAUAUACAGACAUGCCUGCAGGCAUGGGAACAGAGACACAAACACAUAUUCUCAGACAUGUAAAAGUCAGACUUGCUGACGUUUGUGACGGAGAGUUGAGCAACAUGGUGUCUUUUUUUUUUUUUUUUUACAUUUAGGGAAACUUUUGCUGACGUUGUACUUUGUGUUUCAUUUCCCUAAUUAUUUCCUAAUUUUUAAGGGCUCUUGAUGUCAUUGGGUUAAAGAGAACAUCCUGCUAUGGCAACUAAUUUUCUUUAGUUUGUGCUUUGUGUAUUUUUCUAUACUUCAUCUCUGUCUCUGGUAGUACAGAUAACAGCCUGUACCUUAUUAAAUAUCUUUUUCUCAUAGAUCGUCAUUUUGACCCCACAGGUGGUUUUUGAGGGCAUUUACCUGGUUAUAGCUUCAA
Molecule: messenger RNA, 1335 nt
Organism: Sebastes umbrosus (honeycomb rockfish)
Lineage: Eukaryota; Metazoa; Chordata; Actinopteri; Perciformes; Sebastidae
Gene: lbhl
Product: LBH regulator of WNT signaling pathway, like
Exons: 4
Coding region: 237-671 (144 amino acids)
Biological process (GO): positive regulation of DNA-templated transcription
Cellular component (GO): nucleus
Source: RefSeq, a predicted model, not a curated record